This is a messenger RNA of Choloepus didactylus (southern two-toed sloth), 4267 nucleotides long. It is a transcript of the gene SLC7A8, whose product is annotated as solute carrier family 7 member 8. Gene Ontology annotation, biological process: neutral amino acid transport; amino acid transmembrane transport. Gene Ontology annotation, cellular component: membrane. Gene Ontology annotation, molecular function: neutral L-amino acid transmembrane transporter activity; L-amino acid transmembrane transporter activity. The record is from RefSeq and is a predicted model, not a curated record. Bases 730 to 2337 code for a protein of 535 amino acids. NCBI's taxonomy places the organism in Eukaryota, Metazoa, Chordata, Mammalia, Pilosa, Megalonychidae. The transcript has 11 exons.
CUUCCCUGCGACCGAGAGAGAUGGGGCCGGCUGUGCUGUAAGGACGGCGAUCAGAAGAAGGAAGACAAGGACGAGGAGACCAGCGAGAAAUCAGAGGACAUCAGGAACAAGCGGAAGGCAGAGAAGGGAAGGGAAAAAGAAAUCCACGUCAGGUGGAAGCAAGAUCUAGAACAAACCGGUCGGGUCCACAAUCUGUUUUCCUGAAAGAAAAGAAAGUACCUGAGGCUUGCCUUUUUUUUUCCCCCCUUUGGUUUAUGAAAACAACUUUCCUCAUUAUAAAAGAAAAGGCCAAGGGGAAGUAAAGACAAUCUCUGCCUUAAUAGGGGGAAGAGCUGAAGGGAAAUCUAGACUAUCUUUUUGGUACAUAAGCCCCAGCCCGGUACACAGGGCAGAACCAUCCUGGUUUCUGAAGAUCUACAUCCCUUUCGGGAGAAUUCCAGAGGGAGUAACUGGUACAGUUCUAUUUUUAUAUUUAAAUAUGUAUGUCUCUUUUUUUCUUACUUUUUAACAACACUUUCCUUGUUCGUAAGCACGAGUGACAAGAAAGUGUCAAUACAGAAUCGGAAUAUUUUCAAUUUCCUCUUUUAUCUGCUUGUGUCUUUUUUAGAGGGUAGGAGUGGUCCUUAUUUCGGAAAAGGACGUUUUACUUCGAAAGGCUAAAUAAUUUACACACACACGCACAUUUAGAAAGGGAGAUACCUUGUGGAAGUUGAAAUUCUCUUAAGAAAGAUGGGAAAAGGCGCCAGACACCGAAACAACACUGAAAAGAACCACCCAGGUGGGAGCGAGUCGGAUGCCAGCCCAGACACUGGCUCUGGAGGGGGUGGAGUAGCCCUGAAGAAAGAGAUCGGAUUGGUCAGUGCUUGUGGUAUCAUCGUAGGAAACAUCAUCGGCUCUGGAAUCUUUGUCUCACCGAAGGGCGUGCUGGAGAACGCAGGCUCCGUGGGCCUGGCUCUCAUCGUCUGGAUCGUGACAGGUGUCAUCACAGCAGUGGGAGCUCUGUGUUAUGCUGAGCUGGGGGUCACCAUCCCCAAAUCUGGAGGUGACUACUCCUAUGUCAAGGACAUCUUCGGAGGACUGGCUGGGUUCCUGAGGCUGUGGAUUGCUGUGCUGGUGAUCUACCCCACCAACCAAGCUGUCAUCGCCCUUACCUUCUCCAACUACGUGCUACAGCCGCUCUUCCCCACCUGCUUUGCCCCAGAGUCCGGCCUUCGACUCCUGGCUGCCAUCUGCUUGUUGCUCCUCACAUGGGUCAACUGUUCCAGUGUGCGAUGGGCCACCCGGGUUCAGGACAUCUUCACAGCUGGGAAGCUCCUGGCCCUGGCCCUGAUCAUCAUCAUGGGGAUUGUACAGGUCUGCAAAGGAAAGUACUUCUGGCUAGAGCCAGAGAACGCAUUUGAGAAUUUCCAAGAGCCGGACAUUGGCCUCAUCGCGCUGGCUUUCCUUCAGGGCUCCUUUGCCUAUGGAGGCUGGAACUUUCUUAAUUACGUGACUGAGGAACUUGUUGAUCCCUACAAGAACCUUCCCAGGGCCAUCUUCAUCUCCAUCCCACUGGUCACAUUUGUGUAUGUCUUUGCCAAUGUCGCUUAUGUCACUGCAAUGUCCCCCCAGGAGCUGCUGGCAUCCAACGCGGUUGCUGUGACAUUUGGAGAGAAGCUCCUAGGGGUCAUGGCCUGGAUCAUGCCCAUUUCCGUUGCCCUGUCCACCUUUGGAGGAGUCAAUGGGUCUCUCUUCACUUCCUCCCGGCUGUUCUUUGCUGGAGCCAGGGAGGGCCACCUUCCCAGUGUGUUGGCCAUGAUCCACGUGAAGCGUUGCACCCCAAUCCCAGCCCUGCUCUUCACGUGUAUCUCCACCCUGCUGAUGCUGGUCACCAGUGACAUAUACACACUCAUCAACUAUGUGGGCUUCAUCAACUACCUCUUCUACGGGGUCACAAUUGCUGGACAGAUAGUUCUUCGCUGGAAGAAGCCCGACAUCCCCCGCCCCAUCAAGAUCAACCUGCUGUUCCCCAUCGUCUACUUGCUGUUCUGGGCCUUCCUGCUGGUCUUCAGCCUGUGGUCAGAGCCGGUGGUGUGUGGCAUUGGCUUGGCCAUCAUGCUGACAGGAGUGCCCGUUUAUUUCCUGGGUAUUUACUGGCAACACAAGCCCAAGUGUUUCAAUGAUUUCAUUGAGUUGCUAACCUUGGUGAGCCAGAAGUUGUGUGUGGUCGUGUACCCUGAGGAGGAGAGGAGCUCGGGGACAGAGGAGAUGGGUGAGGGGGUGGAGGAGCAGCGGCAGCCCAUCUGCCAACACACUCCCACCAAGGAGAAGGAUGCAGUGGAGCAGCCCCAGGCCUGAGGACCGCCACACCCCACCCAGCUGACUCUUACCUCCUUGAUACCCCCUUUCUGCCCUACUUCCUGCUGGAUCCCCUCAAUACACACACAUGCACACACGUCCCUCUGCUCCUGUCGGGCAGGACAAGACCCGGGUGUGGAAGAGAGAAACUGUAAACAAAGACAGUGGCAUUUGUACCCAAAGCACCAGCCUCUCAUUCCCGGGGCCUGUGUGCAAGGCCCCCACACAGGGCUGUCCAUGCUCUGAGCAUUUAGAGGAGAGUGGAGAUGCCAGGAGUGCCCCACAGAGGCCUCCCUGCCGGGCCCAGGCCCUCAGUUGCCUCCCCAGGAACCCGAGUUCAGUACUGCCCUCCCUGCCUUACCUCCCCGUUCCUGAGCCCCAGGGAAGGCCUCAGCUCAGAGAUGUGGCAGCAACAGUGAGCUGCUUGGGGAGGGGCAGACUCCAGCAAAUCUGCCACUAUUAAAGGUCAGCUGGAGAGACCUGCACCCUUCUCCCUUCACCAGGGACCGCUUCCCCACCUACCCCCACCAUUCCUCCCCACCCCCACCUGGGCUCCCUUGUCCAGAGGGGGGUUCCUUUCAGGACACCACCUUCCCCUGAGCUAAGGACCAAGGAGAAGGAGUACUGCCCCCUCCCCAGGCCUGUGGAACAUAUUGGGAAAGGCUCAGAUUGCAGAAACCCAGCCCUGCCCCUGCCUCCUGCAUCCUGCUCCCAACCUGGGCCAAAGCUUCCUGAAGCCAGAAAGACUUCUUAUUUCCAAUGUAGGGGACAUCUGUCUCCUAAUGACAAAGCACUCAGCUCCUCCCCCACAAACCCCCCUCCCCCCUGGGAAGGAGCAGUUACCCGAUUCUCCCUGCAGCUGCACCCCACAAACCCCCACACAGCACUGCUGGUCACCAGUGGUCAUGCCCUUCUCCUCCUCUCCGGACCUUGGCCCCAGGACCCGGUAUGAAGAAUCCCCAAGCCCUUUAGGCCUGAAAUUGGAGCUAAAUCAGCCUUAAGUUACCUCCCAUCCAAGAACUGGGCCUAAAAAUACCCCCUUAUUUCUAACCCUCAGGACAGACCUGGUAUUAAAUGCCUUCCCUAGGAGGGGGGGCACUUCCCCACGUCCCCAACGGUGCCCCAGAGACCACAGAGCCUGUGUGGAGAGAGUGUUUUCUGAAGGCCUGCUCCUCUUCGCCUUCCCCAAUUCUAUAACCCCGCCCUCCUUCCCAGUCUCACCACCCUUCCUGGACAGCCUCCAGGGCAGGAUGCGAGGGCAGUGGCAGAAUAGCACCCACUUUGGAGACCCCCAGGAAAGUCCCCUUCUCUGGUCCCCUCUUGUAUGUGGGCUUCUGGCUGUCCUGCUUUUCCCUGUGCUCCAGAGGAAGGCCCUGAGCCUUUCGACUUCCCCAGCCUUACCUGUCAUGCUAAGGACAUAGUAUCCUUUUAUUCCAAACCAGGAUACCCCCCACCCCACCCCGCCAACUCCCUAUUCCCUCGGCUUAAACUGGAACAGCCAGGGAACCCCUCUCGGACCAGGCUGGAUCUCCCAUCUUCCCUCCCAGCUUGCCUGACCCAUUGUCCUGAGAUGCUGGGUUUGGUCUGGGUGGGCGCCGGGCGGGCUGGGGUUGGCCUCUGGAAGGUCAGGGGGUCACCCUCUUGUUCCCUCUCUUCUCAUUCCUCCAACCUCCUCCCUCCUUCAGUUACUGUUUUUUGUAAAGUGGAUGCCUUACUUUUUGGAUAAAUAUUUUUGAAGCUGGUAUUUCUAUUUCUUUUGGGGUUUUUUUUGUUGUUGUUGUUGUUUUAAUAUAAGGUUGUUUUGAGGAGGUGGAAUUAGUUAGAACUUGGAUAAUGAUCUGUCUGUGAGUUGGUUUGGGUUUUAGAGCUUUGUUUUGUGGAGGAUUAUUUUUUCUUUUGAUGUAAUAAAACCUAAAAUGGAAAUAAAGUA